Messenger RNA from Penicilliopsis zonata CBS 506.65, 2955 nucleotides. RefSeq lists its product as hypothetical. Gene Ontology annotation, cellular component: fungal-type vacuole membrane; vacuolar transporter chaperone complex. The coding region runs from base 1 to 2955 and encodes 984 amino acids. Gene Ontology annotation, molecular function: oxidoreductase activity. Lineage: Eukaryota; Fungi; Ascomycota; Eurotiomycetes; Eurotiales; Aspergillaceae. The transcript has 4 exons. The record is from RefSeq and is a predicted model, not a curated record.
AUGCGUUUUGGAAAGACUCUUCGGAACUCGGUGUAUCCUCCGUGGAGUGGGAAAUACAUCGACUACCAUAAGUUGAAGGUGCUCUUGCGGGAGCAGGAUGUGACAGGCGAAGAUGCCAGUGACUCGGACGGGCUCUCGUGGACGGAGCAGGAUGAGGAGGCGUUCGUGCAGGAGUUGAUCAAUGUUCAGUUGGACAAGGUCAAUGCCUUCCAGGUGGAGAUGUCACAGCGAUUGAAGGAGCGGACAUCGGCCUGUGAAGCGAAGCUGCGUCCGCUGGUGCCCAAUCCGGAGCAGGAGGAGCCUGUGACGGAGGAAGAAAAGCGGAAGGCGAUCGCGUCCGAGGUGCUGCAGGAGCUGGAUGGGAUUGCCAAAGAAGUCACAGAACUGGAGAAGUACAGCCGGAUAAACUUCACUGGCUUCCUCAAGGCCGUGAAAAAGCAUGAUCGGAAGCGUGGGCCACGCUACCGCGUCAAGCCUCUGUUGCAGGUGCGAUUGUCGCAGCUCCCUUUCAACACGGAGGACUACUCGCCCCUCGUCCACAGACUGUCGGUCAUAUAUUCGUUUGCCCGGCAGGUUCUCAGCGAGGGUGUUCCCGAGUCUGAGGAAGUGACAGCUGAGUCUCGGUUCGGCCAUGACGCCUACUCUUCGUACAAAUUCUGGAUCCACGCGGAUAAUAUCCUAGAAGUGAAGACUCACAUCCUUCGGCGGCUGCCCGCCCUCAUUUACAACACACGGUAUCCGAAGGAUCCAGCCACAAUGCCGGAAGAUCCCGCCAUCACCUCGAUCUAUUUUGACAACCCGCAGUUUGACCUGUACAAUCAGAAGGUUGCCAGGGCACCCGGAGCCGGAUCUCUGAGACUGCGAUGGACAGGCCAGCUGCAAGACAAGCCGCCCAUUUUCCUGGAGAAAAAAAUCGCCACGGAUGAUGACCGAAGCCGGGUGGUCAAAGUGGAAUUGAAGGAAAAGCAUGUGAAGGAGUUUUUGCAGGGCGACUACAAACUAGACAAAAUAGUCCACCGCAUGCAGGACAUGGGCGAGGUGGAGUCGGCGCACGCAGAGUCAUUGAAAAAUGAUGUGGACGAGCUCCAUUCGUUCAUCAAGGAGUUCAACCUGCAGCCCAUGCUUCGGGCCAACUACACGCGGACUGCCUUCCAGAUCCCUGGCGAUGAUCGGAUCCGCAUUUCGCUUGAUACCAACCUGGCGCUGAUUCGGGAAGACUCGCUAGACCCAGAGCGUCCGUGCCGCGACGAAUCCGAGUGGCAUCGUGCUGAGAUCGACAAGGCGGGGAUGAAGUAUCCUUUUAGUACCAUCCGCACAGGCGAGAUCGUCCGGUUCCCCCAUGCUUUGCUGGAGAUCAAGCUGAGGGGAAGCGCGCACAAUGCCGAGUGGGUCAAGGAUCUGAUGGUCUCCCAUCUCGUCAAGGAGGCGCCCCGUUUCUCGAAAUUCCUGCACGGCAUUGCCCAGCUCUUUGAAGACUAUGUCAACAGCCUUCCUUUCUGGUUGAGCGAGUUGGACAAUGACAUCCGUCGCGAUCCCGAGACUGCCUUCCACGAGGAGCGAGAGAGAUUAGCACAGCGAGCAGAGGAAAACAUGGCGGUAGGAAGCUUCAUGGGCACGAUGGGCAGCCCCUCGAUCCGGCCCGCCAUGGGCACCACCACUGCGAUCUUUGCGGAGGCCGCCUCUCCAUCGAGCACGAGAAGAUAUUCGCAGGCUGUGCAAGCGCGGCCUCAAGCUACCAUCCCGGCGCCUCCUCCGCCCGGGGCCGAUGAUACCGCCGCAAGCUCGGAGGCCGAAGACAACGCUGCCCCCCCUUCCUCCCGCUUAAAGUCACUGUUCCCCUCGUUCAUGCGUAACGGCCGUCGCGGCCACAGGGACUCGGUCGUCCUGCCGUCUGGCGUCCGGCAUCCGGGAGUCUGGAUCAAGGACGCGGGUCCUGUCCGGGUGGAAACCAAGGUGUGGCUUGCCAAUCAACGAACCUUCAUCAAGUGGCUGCACAUCAGCAUCUUACUCGCCUCGCUCUCCCUGGGCCUGUACAACGCUGCCGGUAAGCACAACGAUAUCGCCCGCGCUCUCGCGACCGUCUACACCUUCUUCGCCCUCUUUGCCGCCGCGUGGGGAUGGUACAUGUACGAAAAGCGGGCCAGGCUCAUCCGGCAGCGCAGCGGCCGCGAUCUGGAUAACCUCGUCGGGCCUAUUUUACUACUACUACACAAGGCUACAUUCUCUUCAACACAUACCACCAUGACAGCCUUCGAUAUCCAAAUCGUCUCGGAUACAGUGUGCCCGUGGUGUUACGUCGGCUUCCGCCGCCUGUCCCGCGCGAUAACAACCCACCGAAGCCAGUAUCCCACCGACACCUUCCGACUAACCUGGCGAGCAUUCUACCUUAACCGCGAGUCACCGCCGUUCCCGGGCCAGGAUAAACAUGAGAUGUAUCGAGCGAAAUUCGGGGCGGAGCGCACCGCAGCAAUGGGGGCUCGGUUAGCUGUCGUCGGGGAAGGGGAGGGGAUCAAGUUUCGCUUUGGGGGGAGAACGGGCCGGACAAGAGAUUCACACCGGUUGAUCUGGUGGGCGGGGGAGAAGCAAAAGAUUGAUUCAUCAUCUUCUACGACUGAGUCUAAGGCCGAGUCUAAGGCCGAGGAACCCUCCAUCCAAACUCUUGUCGUCCAGAAUCUGUUCCGCGCCUACUUUGAAGAAGAAAAGAAUAUCACAGAUCGUUCCGUCCUGCUUGAGGCCGCCGUGGAAGCAGGCCUCCCCGCCGACGAGGUCGAGGCCCUCCUUGAUUCCGACCGUGGUGGUGUCCAGGUCGACGCCGAGGCAGAACGCGCCCGCCAGCGCCUCGUCUCGGGCGUGCCCUAUUUCACCGUCCAGGGCAGGUAUGCCAUUGAGGGAGCGAAUGAGCCGGAGACCUUCCUCGAGGUGUUUGAACGCAUCAAGAGCGAGGAUGCUGCAUAA